Ananas comosus (pineapple) is the source of this 1402-nucleotide messenger RNA. RefSeq names its product F-box protein At1g70590. The record is from RefSeq and is a predicted model, not a curated record. NCBI's taxonomy places the organism in Eukaryota, Viridiplantae, Streptophyta, Magnoliopsida, Poales, Bromeliaceae. Gene Ontology annotation, molecular function: protein binding.
ACCCACCAUCACCCGCUUCCAUUGAUUUGACCCACCAAAGCUGCGACCAAAGCGUACCCCAAAUCGCUCCCUCCCACCACUACCACCACCACCACCAUCGUCGUCGCCAUGGAUCGCCACCACCGCACAUGGCCCUCCCCCUCCUCCGCCCCCCACUUCGCCUCCCUCCACCCUCGCCGCCCCCAACACCACCACAAGAGGCGUAAACCCACCACCCUCCUCGAUCCCAAACCCUCUCCUCCUCCUCCCCCUCCCCCUGCAUCGUCGUCGUCGUCGUCCUCCAACUUCGGAGACCUCCCCUUCGACCUCCUCGCGCGCGUCGCCGCCGCGCUCGACGCCCGCGACCUCCGCGCCGCGAGCAUGGUGUGCCGCGCGUGGGGCCGCGCGCUGCGGCCGCUGCGCGAGGCUGUGGUGCUCCUCCGACGGGGCAAGCGCUUCAAGCAGGCCGCCGCCAUGGUCGACGUGGGGCUGAUGUAUUGGGAGAUGGGGAACCGGGACGAGGCGAGGGAGAUGUAUAGGAAGGCCUCGGAGCUAGGGCAUCCCGUGGGGCAGUGCAAUCUCGGGCUUUCUUACUUGGAAGCUGAUAUGCUGAAGCUGGAGGAAGCAGUCGAAUGGUUUUAUCAAGCAGCUAAAUCAGGAAAUGCGCGUGCUCAAUAUAACUUGGCACUCUGUCUGCACAAGGGUCGUGGAGUCAAGUGCAAUAUGAAAGAAGCUGCAAAAUGGUACUUGCAAGCUGCAGAGGGAGGGAAUGUCCGUGGAAUGUAUAACACUGCCUUGUGUUAUUCCUCAGGUGAAGGAUUCCCGCAAAACUCUAAAUCUGCAAAGACUUGGAUGAAGCUUGCGGCGGACUGCGGCCACCGGAAAGCUCUAUAUGAGCGCGGCAUCGAGCUAUUCUCGUCGAAGGAUUGGACGAGGGCUCUCGUGUACCUGGAACUGGCUACGCGAGCAGGAGAAACCGCUGCUUCACAUACGAGGGAUGUGAUUGUUGAAUCACUCCCACCGGAGAGACGAGAGGAGGCCCUGCAAUUGGUCGACAAAUGGAAGCCACUGCAGUUUCAUCGCCGAGUUCAUAAAACUAAUUGUUGACUAACUUCCUGGAAAAAAUCACGGAUAGUUACAAUUUUCUGGGCGCGCCUUUUCACACUGUAAAUAAGCUGUAUAAUUGAUGCCCUACAACCGAUGUAAUUAACCCUUUUUUUUUUAUGUGGAGACUUGUUAUCCCAAGCAUUAAGCAAGCAUUGUAGAAGCUUCUUAAAGUAUCAUGGUGGUAUGUUGGGAAGUUGUGGGGAUUAACUUGAUGUAAUUUUUAUGUCCAGGAACAGGGCUUCUUUGAGAAUACUCAAAUAUUUAAUCUUCUCAAUUUUCAAAUUAGAGUUAUUUUCGUUUGGUUGGAUAGUGGAUA